CAAGCAAGUCGCUCCGAAGCGCGCCAAAACGAAACAGAAAAGUGUCAGCAAACUCUUAUUUUGCAAAGCCCGUCCAAGCGAAAAACGCGCGCGCGCGAACUUAGAAAAAAAAAAGAAGAAACACAUCACAAUACCGUAAAACGGCUACGUGCUAAAUAAAAUACAGAAAUAAAUGCAAAAACGGGCUUAAAUGUGCAGCAACCGCAUCAAAUAUUAGUGCUCAACUUUACCCCUCUUUCGCGUUGUGCCAAAGAAAACAAAAGAAAAGAAAAGCAUUAGCACAAAACUAAAAUAAAUUUGAAAUACAUAUAUUAGACGCGUGCGUGCUUGUGCAUAUAUUAUAAUCGGUUUUUAAUGUUUUAACGCGAGUGGACAAAAAGCGAAAUGAAUACCAGUUAGAAAUGUGACUAAAAUCACUAAACGAAUUUACUUGAAAAAAGAAUCAACAAAAGAAAAAAGCAAAGGAAGCAUACCACAAGGAAUCUAAACAGCGCAGUAAGAGCGAGCCCGAGCUCACAAGGCAGCCGUCACACAAGGCGAACCAGCAAAGCGAUCGAGCUAAAAGGCAGUGCUUAACGGUUAAUUGAGUUGAGGCGAGUGAAGAAUUGGUUAACAAGAUGAGCGUCAUCGAUAGCGGCAAGUAUCGUCUGCGCAAGGACUGGGCCAGUGCCUCUAUACCGUCAUUGGUCAACAUCGAUGAGCAUGUGGAUGGCGAUGGCGAGCCCGAGCAUAGCAUGAAUAUAACAGCGCCGCUGCCGCCACAGAAGCCGCCACGUCGCAGCUCGCUGGCGUUGGGUCUCUUCUCCAGCAAGUCAGACAAGAGCCAGAAGCGACGCAGCUCCAUUGCCGUCUCGUUUCUGCGCCGUGAUAGCAAUAAGAACUCUACCAAAGACUCGUAUGAAUCGGCUGUGCGCAGCGAGAAGUCAGAUGGCUCUGCCACGCCCACCAACAGUCCCGAGAUAGUGUAUAGCUCGGAGGAGAAUAUACGCGCUAGCUCACCCAAUGAGCCCGGCAAACUGACCUAUUUUGAGGAUGGAACACAGUCGCGUGCCGUCGUUCAGGGCAUGAAUCCCUAUGAUACGCCCAACGAUCGGCAACGCCGACGUCGCAGCUCGCUGCAGACAAAAUUAGAUCGACACAGACGCAAGAAGAUGGAGUUUAUCAAUCAACGGAGCCUGGACUCCAAUAUGACCAACAGCGAGUCGCAAAGCGAUCUGACCAAUGACAGUAUGGGGGCCAAUGGAGCCAAUAAUGCCAGCGAUAUGGCCAGCUAUGCGAACGAUGACGAUGAUGAGGACGACAUUGUCGAUCCCAAUCAUGUUGAGUACUUUCCGCGCGAGAAGCGACACUCCUGGUGGAAUAUAUUUGUGCCCGAUAACUUCAAGAACAGGUCACGUAGGGCUAGUCAAGAUGUUUCCAGUUUGUCGCGUAGCGUUGACAACUUGGCGAUUCCCGUGCGCAGGAGCAAAUCGCGCAGUGUGGAUCAUGGCCUUGCGGCACCAUUCGAUUUGGAUUCGUUGCGUUCGAAAGUCGAGCAGCGAUUUGAGAGCGUCGACAAACUGUCAAGGCAAAAGUCUUCAUUGCCCACCAUACCCACCAUUUCCUAUACUGUGGGAAAUCGCGACACACUGACAUCGGUGGCGGCACGUUUUGAUACCACGCCAUCGGAGCUAACACAUUUGAAUCGGCUGAACAGCUCGUUUAUAUAUCCGGGCCAGCAGUUGCUGGUGCCCGAUAAGAGUGCCAAAGACGAUGCCUCCACCAGUUCCUCUGGCACGAUUGAUGGCGGGGGCGGGGGCGGGGGCGGCGGCAGUCUCUCCGGCAAAUCCAGUCCAAUUGAGCGCAAGUUGUCUGGCGAUGAGAGCAAGCAGGAGAAAGAUAUUCUUGAAGGCCUGCGCCCAGGCUCGCCCAAGCCGGGACACAUUGAGCGCGUUGUGGGCAACAGCAGCGUUGGCAACAGCCAGGCCGAGGAGAAUGCGGACAGAAGCGAUGAUCCCGUGAUUACCCAGCGCUUUCUCAAGAUUAAUGUACGCCACAUUACCGAUGGCCAGGGCGUUGUCGGUGGCGUUCUCUUGGUCACACGCAACGCUGUUAUGUUUGAUCCAAAUGUCAGUGAUCCGCUGGUCAUUGAGCAUGGCCCAGAAAGCUACGGGGUCAUAGCACCCAUGGAUCUAGUUGUUAAUGCAGCCAUAUUCCAUGACAUAGCGCACAUGCGUGUGGCUGGCGGUGCCGGGCCGAGUGUGGCUGCAGCGUCUGCUAGUGCCGGCAGUGAUGCAGAGAAGCCCGAAAUCUAUUAUCCCAAACCAGUAUUAGUUGAGGAAGAUUCCAAGGAGUUGCCCGAACAGCAGGAGGACCUGGAAGCCAACAAGCAACGCUUGGAGGCCGAAAUUGGUUCACUGGAGGUCACCGAUGAUCAGGAGUCACUAUGUUCCAGCACUGGUCGCGAUGGCGAUGCCUUCCCGAAGGCCUUUGAGCGCGAUCGUGUUGCGGAUACAUCAACGGAUGCCAAAGAUAGCGCUAAGACUGACGCUCAGGACGAGGACGAGGAUAAGAAAACGCUAGGCCCGACCAACACACGCAGCACGCUGGAGGAGCGACGCAAGAGUCUAUUGGAUCACCACUGGGCCAUACCCAGCAAAGAUCGAUCAUCGGAAGACGAGGCCGACAACGAGUCCAACAUUACCAUAGACAGCGGCGCACGGGUCCAGGACCCACAGUCGACAGCGAGCUCGGUUAGCGGCGAUGCCAAAGGAGCCGUAGGAGGUUCCGCUGCAGCUGCUGCUGCGGCUGCGGCUGCUGCUGCAUCAGGUGCUGUUGGUGGUCUGGUGCCGGGCAUGCUGCCGCCAUCUGGCAUUGAUUUGGAGCAUCUGGAGGAGCUGUCGAAGCAGUCCUGUUACGACUCAGGCAUCGACAUUCGCGAGCCCAUACCCACAAUACAGCCGAUACCAAAGAAAACCGUAUACAGCGACGCUGACAUCGUGCUCAGCUCAGACUGGGUGCCGCCGAAGACCAUUGUACCCACGCAUUUCAGCGAGUCACCGCCACGUAGCACCAUUCUUGGCCAGAGCCUCGACGCUGGCGGUGCUCGCAAGAAGACCUCCAGCGUCAGUUUCACCGUUGACGACGAGGCAGCACAGCAGGCACAGGCAGCCGCAUCGGCAGCUGCCGCGAGCGGCGACAAGCAGGCUGACAAAAAAAAUAAGAUGCUUAAACGUCUGUCGUAUCCAUUGACUUGGGUGGAGGGCCUAACUGGCGAGGGCGGCGCACCGCCUGCACCGGGCAGCGGCCUGAAUAAGUCGGCGGACACAGAUUCGGCGCCCAACACGGGUGACUCCAACCAGAGUGUAUUUUCGAAAGUAUUCUCAAGCUCGCCCAUCACUCUGGUAUCAGAGCUGGGCGGCAACUUGUUUUCGAAAACACCGUCCGAAGAAUCUGGUGGGUCGCCAGUGCCGCCAUUGACUCCACACUCGACACAUUCCGAGGGUCACAUGACCUAUGGGCGCUCCUCUAUUGGCACUUUUAUACGCCCACACUCUUCGGAGGGCACUGCGUCUAGCACGAAGCUGAAGGAGGCCAAACAGCCGCCGCCCAAGCUUGACUACCGCUCCAUGGUCUCGAUGGAUGACAAGCCGGAACUGUUUAUCAGCGUGGACAAGCUUAUACCGCGUCCCGCACGCGCCUGCUCUGACCCACCUUUGUAUUUCCGCCUGCGCAUGGGCAAGCCCAUUGGCAAGGCAAUACCACAGGGCACCACAGUCAUGUCCUAUGGCAAAAACAAGCUGCGCGCCGAAUAUUGGUUCAGUGUGCCCAAAAAUCGCGUUGACGAGCUCUAUCGUUUCAUAAACACCUGGGUGAAACACCUGUACGGUGAAUUGGACGAAGAGCAAAUAAAGGCGCGCGGCUUUGAGCUAAUCCAGGAGGAUACCGAAUGGACAAAGAGUGGCGCCAUCAAAGCAAGCGGCUACAGCGACAGCCAGGAUGGCGAGGAAAUUGGCGAUCUCACCCGGGAGUCCUGGGAGCUUCUAAAGGCGCCCUUCGCCAAGACCUACAAGAUCAUAAAAACGGCUUCGCAUGCCGCAUCGCAUGAUUUGGAAUUGUUGGGCGGCGAGGUGCUGUCUAUGAGCACAGAUGAAUAUCGCAAGACCUCACUCUUUGCAACUGGUUCCUUCGACCUGGACUUUCCCAUACCAGAUCUAAUUGGCAAAACAGAGAUACUCACAGAAGAGCAUCGUGAAAAACUAUGCGCACAUUUGCCAGCGCGCGCCGAGGGCUAUUCGUGGUCCCUAAUCUUUAGCACAUCGCAACAUGGUUUCGCCCUCAACUCGCUGUAUCGCAAGAUGGCGCGACUGGAGAGUCCAGUUUUGAUUGUUAUCGAGGAUACAGAGCACAAUGUAUUUGGUGCCCUGACCUCCUGCUCGCUGCAUGUGUCCGAUCAUUUCUAUGGCACCGGCGAAUCCCUGCUCUACAAAUUUAAUCCCAGCUUCAAAGUAUUCCAUUGGACUGGCGAGAAUAUGUACUUUAUCAAGGGCAACAUGGAGAGCCUAUCGAUUGGCGCUGGCGACGGUCGCUUUGGCCUGUGGCUGGACGGAGAUCUAAAUCAGGGCCGAUCGCAGCAUUGCAGCACAUAUGGCAACGAGCCAUUGGCACCACAAGAAGACUUUGUUAUCAAAACACUCGAAUGCUGGGCAUUUGUUUAAGUGGAUUUGUGUUGAGAGCGCGUUCUCGAUGAGAAGAGCGAUGCCUACCUAUUUAAUUAAUUGAUAAUAUUAAAUAUAUAAAUAUAUCUAUAUGUGUAUGUGUACUACAACUAAAACCAACCACAACAAUAACAAACAACCUGAGAAUGAUAUCAAAAUCUAACGCGUGUCUAAACAAAAAAUAAAUAUAAACAAAAACAAAAACAAACAAAAAAAACAAAAACAAAAAUAUAUAAUCAUACAAAAACACAAAGACGAGAAUAACUGAGAGCCUAACCUUAAUUUCGGAUGCAGUUGAAAGCUUCUAAAAAAUGUCUGUGAGCAAGAAGAUAAUUGCUAUAUGCGUUAAAACGUAUUAAUUAUUUAGUUUUUAUAUUAUAUAUUAUUAAACAAGAGGUAACUAAAUUAUGUAGUAGAUUUAAACAGUGAGAAAUCGGAAAACACGAAAACAGAAAAACAAUUGAAAAUUAAAUUUAAGGCAAACGACGCCUCUCACAAAAUAAACAACAUAUGGAAACUUUUGGACAUAAGCAUCGCAUACAUACAUACAUACAUACAUACACACACACACAUACACACAUACAUAUAUACACCAACUCACACAUAUGCAUUUAAGCUUAAGUUUUAUUAUCAAAAUUUAUACUAAAUGUAAUGAUGAUAAACCAAAAUACAACACAAAACAAACAAGUUUUCAUUUCGAUUCGAUUCGAUUAAUUGUUUUGUAUUUUGUUAAUCUAAUAUUAUUUAAUUUUGAUUCGUGCCUUUGCUUUUUUCUCUAGAAACAUGUGCAGAUAGAAAAAAAAAAGAAAAGAAAUGUCGAUAUAAUUUUAGUGCAAUGGCGCUGACACGCCUCCACUUUUUGCAAGUGAAACGAAAAUAUCUUUUAAAGAUUUAACUUUUAUGGGAGACCGAAAGAAUGGCAGCGGGAGACAGCAGGAGACAGAGACAGCGACAGAGAGAGAGAGAGAGAGAGAGAGAGAAAUACAUAUAAAGGCGUUUAUU
Messenger RNA from Drosophila novamexicana, 5699 nucleotides. RefSeq names its product TLD domain-containing protein 2 (gene mtd). The transcript has 21 exons. Gene Ontology annotation, cellular component: nucleus. The coding region runs from base 618 to 4697 and encodes 1359 amino acids. The record is from RefSeq and is a predicted model, not a curated record. NCBI's taxonomy places the organism in Eukaryota, Metazoa, Arthropoda, Insecta, Diptera, Drosophilidae. Gene Ontology annotation, biological process: response to oxidative stress.